UGAUGCAUUGAAUAUAAAAGAAAAAUGGGUGAAAAACGAGUCGAUUAAUGUAAUUAAAUACUUAUAUCAAGAUGAUAAUGAAAAUCUCACCUCUCGCGGCUUCUAGAACGUUCAGUGGCAGCUCCCCAGCGCUCAAUCCCAACUCAAUCAAUCGCUUCACCAAAUCUCCAAUUCGCCAGAUCUCCAAUUUGUCCUGUGGUUUUCAGAAGGGUUUCAGAAGCGGAGUUGUGGCCAUGGCUGCUACCGAUUCAGUGCAGAAAUCGGAGGAGGAGUGGCGCGCGAUCCUCUCGCCGGAGCAGUUUCGUAUUCUACGGCUCAAGGGCACUGAGUUUCCUGGUACUGGUAAAUAUGACAAGCUAUUUGCGGAGGGCGUAUACGAAUGUGCAGGAUGUGGAACUCCCCUCUACAAGUCGACAACCAAAUUCAACUCCCACUGCGGUUGGCCUGCCUUUUACGAGGGACUCCCUGGGGCCAUAAACCGAACUCCUGAUCCUGAUGGACAUAGGAUAGAGAUCACGUGCGCAGCCUGCGGUGGACACCUUGGCCACGUCUUCAAAGGAGAAGGCUUCCGUACACCCACGGAUGAACGCCAUUGCGUUAACAGUGUAUCGCUCAAGUUCACUCCGGGAAAUUCCGAGCCGUCUUCGCAGUGAGUUGAGUACGAGCUUUGGGCUUCAAUUUGAAUGUGAUAGUAUUGUUGUGUGUAUUGCCUGAUAAUAGAACUUCUUUACCAUCACUAUCAAUUGCUGUAUUAAAUAAGCUGUUAUCGCAGAUUUUGAUAUGCAUA
Messenger RNA from Salvia hispanica, 787 nucleotides. RefSeq names its product peptide methionine sulfoxide reductase B5-like. Gene Ontology annotation, molecular function: peptide-methionine (R)-S-oxide reductase activity. The record is from RefSeq and is a predicted model, not a curated record. Gene Ontology annotation, biological process: protein repair; response to oxidative stress. NCBI's taxonomy places the organism in Eukaryota, Viridiplantae, Streptophyta, Magnoliopsida, Lamiales, Lamiaceae.